Molecule: messenger RNA, 1056 nt
Organism: Neltuma alba
Lineage: Eukaryota; Viridiplantae; Streptophyta; Magnoliopsida; Fabales; Fabaceae
Product: polygalacturonase-like
Exons: 4
Coding region: 1-1056 (351 amino acids)
Biological process (GO): carbohydrate metabolic process
Molecular function (GO): polygalacturonase activity
Source: RefSeq, a predicted model, not a curated record
AUGUAUUUGAAGUUAAGCAUUACAACAUGUUCCAUCUUCAUGUUAUUGGCUUCAUCUGUUUCUGCUAUACCGAAGAUGUUUGAUAUAAUAGCAUAUGGUGGAGUCCCCAAUGAAGAUAUAACCCAAGCUUUUACAAAUGCUUGGUAUGAUGCAUGCGCAUGCAAUGUUAGCAGCAAAGUAAUGGUUCCAAGAGGGACGUUUAAGAUGCCGAAUACUGUGACUUUCAGUGGACCAUGCAAAGCUCCGAUUGAAGUAAAAGUUGAUGGAACAAUCCAAGGAAUAAUAAAUCCUAGUACCCUCAAACAGGAAGGAAGUUGGGUUAACUUUGAAUACAUCAACUUCUUCACCUUAUCAGGCUCUGGAAUCUUUGAUGGUCUAGGAGUUAGUAAUCCUUGGAAGCAAGAUGAUUUUGAUGCCUUCACAGUGAGUGCACCAGGAGAAAGUGUCAACACUGAUGGACUUCACAUCUCAAAAUCCACCAAUGUCAAUGUUAUAAACUCUAGAAUUGGUACGGGAGAUGAUUGUGUCUCACUGGGUGAUGGAAACACACAAAUAACCGUGCAAAAUGUGAAUUGUGGACCUGGUCAUGGCUUUAGUGUUGGAAGCCUUGGAGGGAAGAAAAAUGAACAGCCUGUAACUGGCUUCACUGUCAGGAAUUGCACAAUUAACAGCACAUCCAAUGGUCUUAGGGUUAAGACUUGGGCUGAUGCACCAGGAAAUAUUUCAAUCUCCAAUCUACUUUUUGAGGACAUCACAAUGAUUAAUGUAAAGACUCCAAUUCUCAUUGAUCAAGAGUAUUGUCCAUCAAAGAAAUGUGGCAACAAGGAGCCAUCAAAGAUACAAAUAAGCGAUGUGACAUUCAGGAAUAUUAAAGGCACUGCAACAUUGAACUAUGGGCAUUCAAUUGUUUUGAAUUGUAGUAAAGAGAAGCCAUGCAAAAAUGUGCGGUUCGACAACGUUGAUAUUAAAUAUAACAAUGGAUCUAUGCCAUUAGCAACAUGUGUUAAUGUUGACCCUAUCGAAGUUGGACUGAUGUCUCCUUCUUGCAAACCUUAG